Schistosoma haematobium is the source of this 26663-nucleotide messenger RNA. RefSeq names its product Serine/threonine-protein phosphatase 4 regulatory subunit 3. The transcript has 5 exons. Gene Ontology annotation, molecular function: protein phosphatase activator activity. The record is from RefSeq and is a predicted model, not a curated record. Gene Ontology annotation, biological process: DNA damage response; protein dephosphorylation. The coding region runs from base 5507 to 6829 and encodes 440 amino acids. Gene Ontology annotation, cellular component: protein phosphatase 4 complex; nucleoplasm. Lineage: Eukaryota; Metazoa; Platyhelminthes; Trematoda; Strigeidida; Schistosomatidae.
UAGUUCUCUCCACAUAAAAUCGACUCUUAUUAAUGCAUGUGCGUCUUGUUUUGUUGUGUCAUUUUGCUAAAUGGCAGCGUUUUAGAGGUAUCGGAUUUUGAUAUAUCGGUGGGUGGUUGUGGUCUGGUUUUGAAAGUAAUAACGUAAGCGGGCUAGUUUUAGUCCUUACAUAAGUUCUAUGUCGAUAAGGUUGUUAUUAAAUUCCAGAAAUAUGUACGAUAAGGGAUAUUUACUUCAGAGUUGUUUCUUCAAAUUUCACUCAAAUCUCUGGCAAAAGAUAUAUCUCAGUUUCUUUGUUGGCUUUGUGUCAUGAUUCUAAUUUAUAGUCUUUGCAGCGUUUUUAAACUGGUCACAUUUUUUGUUGCUAUUUUCUGUAUUUUGUAUCUGUCAAUGGUUUUCAAUUUCUAUCCAGCACCCCAUCAAUCAGUAAUGGGACCUUUGAGAUAAUAAAAAGGGAAAGUCUAUUUUCCACUUGGGAAGUAAAUUUUGUCGAUAUAUCCCCUUUUCACCCCCAGGUGGUAAACAAUUUGAGUAGCGUCUCUGGAUAGUGGAAAUUUGUUGACAAACUGGCGAAAUACGUCUCGCGCUUAAGAACUCUGUCUUGUAGGAUUAAGGAAACAUGACAAUUCAUUGUGUUAACUUACCGUUGAUAUUACUUAGUGAGUAAUAUCGGGACACCAACCGAGUGGUGUGCUGUCAAUGGUUUAUCUUCAAUCAUUAGAAUAGGGCUUCAGUUCGUUGGAUCACACGUCCCCCGUGAUUUUUUCCUUAAAGUCUUUUUGAAGACUGGCAAGAUGGGUAUUUAUUUUUGUUUCUGUUUAAAUGUUUGUGCGGAUCUGUGUGGCAAGGCGCAACACCCGAAUCAAGUAGUUAAAAUUUCACGACCACUACAAAUCUUACUAAUUUCCUGUCACACUAUUGUAGUACACGGUCUUGGGCUAACUUACACUUAUAUCAGGCUCUACGUUGAUUAUGACUAACGAGACCUUUAGUAAGUAUCCAGAUGUGUCGUUUCUUGGUUUUGGCGGUUGUAUUCGCUUCCCAAAUAUAGUAUUGAGCUAAAGUACACGGCGACAUUCGUCGAGGUGAUAAAUAUUAAAACGUCAGAUGUCUCAUAAUAACCGAUGAAGUGGUCGUUCAUUCUCAAUCCAGGAGAUUAGAUUGAUAGGCAGAUCACUCUAAGGAAUAGUUCAACUGGCUCACAGUUACCCACUAUUCCCGAACAAUCUAAGCUAAAAGUUGACCUGUCCCCCAUAUCUCUGUGAAGUCAAAAAGGCUAUAGGCAAUCUUAACAAUGAGAGAACAGCGGAACCUGAUUAAUUAAGCUCGAAAACACUCGAGGGUUGUGGUCCGGUCUUAUAAGCUAAGUUCACUGGUACUGGCUAGAGUUCGACAGAUGAACGUAAUUCUAUUUUUCUGGUUUCGACCGCUAAUCGCCUGUUCAUGAGAAAUGAUGCAUAUCCUCUAGUGAUAACCACAAAAUAAUCAGUUUGACUAAUUGUUCGAAAAAUUUGCCUCGAUAAUCAUCCGACGUCUAACCGGGGUUCGCAAAAAGCAGACCUCGGUAAACAAGGCUGGCUGGUUUUGAACCUGGUUGUGGCUAUGAAACAUGGUCUACAAAAGUAGAACACAUGCCUAGGCUCAAGGUUUUCGUACAUAAGUGUCUUCGAAGCAUUUCUCACGUUACGUGUACUAACCGAGUGAGCAAUGCUGGGAUGAGUCCUAGAGUACUAGGUAAAGAUGGUGGGCUGAUUGAAGUAGCGAAUCUUCGACUAAUUGGAAUAUGUAGUACGUGUGUCCAACCACCGCCUUUCUCGAAGAGCAUUGUUGUUUAGUGUAGGAGUGUGGUAGAAGGCUAGUGGUGGCCUAACGAAGACGAGACGUCAGUCCAUUAGGUCACCGGCCGUUGAACUGAGCCUUGUUUAGGUAGGGGUAAACCUUCUGGUUGGGGUCCGUGUAAUAGCUUUAAUCAGCGAUUAGAGACUCGUGACACGGCUAAAAACUAUUCACAACGAUUCAGAUUCACCCAUUCUUGAGUUCCAUUAUUCCCUCAUAAAUAUCUUUCUUUGUGCCUUUUCAAACCAUAUUCCCGAUGUUUAGCGUUUCUCACUCAUUCAGUCUAGUCAGUAACAACGUAGAACUUCGUACGUACGUACAUCAGUUCGAGUUGCCACACCACAUUACCACAGAGAUACAAUUGUCGAUUCAAAUCCCGGAGUGGUAGAGGUAGUAAGAGUAUAAGCAGUAAUCGGGAAGAUUAGGGUUUGGAGAUGUUAUUUAAAGAGUAUAAUCCAGUGAAAUAAAUUUGGGAAGAGAAAAAAAAGACAAGGAGGGAUAAGGAGACCGAACUUUGGGAGAACACAAAGAGUAGAUGCACCUGCGCCAUUGCAAACGAUUUUGAGCCAUGUCAUUCAGGGUCUCUAACCAGUUGUGUUCGAGUAGAGAGCCUUUAUAAGGUUAAUGUACUUCUCUGGUACUCCUUUCAGUGACAAACGCUGCCAUAGAACUUCACGUUCAAGAGUCGAAUGCCGCAUUAAGGUCGAGAAAUACUACGAUUGUGGGGCGUCUGAAUGUGUGUCUGUGUUCUAGAACCUGACGUAGUGUGAAUAUCUGAUCUAUACAACCACGUCCAGGUCGAAAACCGGCCUGGUUUUCUCUAAUCUGCUCUUCACGAGCUUUGAUUAGGCGUCGAAGUAUUAUUGAAGCUAAUAUUUUAGAUACUAUAUUAGUCAAACUGAUUCCUCUGUGAUUGUCACAAGAGAACUUUUGUCCUUUCUUAUAGACUGGCACAAUCAGUGACUCAGACCAGUCAGAUAGGAUUACGUCCGAAUUCCAAAUUCUACCUAAGACCUCGGUUAAUCUCAUUGCUAAUACUGGACCACCAUCCUUAAAAAAUCUCAGGAGUAAACCUGUCAGGGCCUGCUGCUCUCCCUCGUUUCAGAUUUCCUAUGGCUUUUUCAACUUUGUAAAGAGUCGAAGGACCUGAAUUAACUUGCCAUUCAGGUUGACUGGAGAUCGUGGGAAACCGAAGUGUAGCUGAAGGCCAGUUGAACUGACCCCUAGUGUUCUGCCCAUCGAUCCAAUCUCCUGGAUUGAGAAUGUAUAAUAUGUCCAUCUUUCUCUGAGAUUGUUUUUCACUAUCAUUGCUACUACGUUAUUCCUAUAUCUUCUAAAAUUCGUCUUAUUUAUUUCAUUUUGUGCUAAUGGGUUGUGACAAAAGCACUUAAAUAUCAGGCUCGACGAUGAUGACGUAUAUAUAUCAGUCGUCUGAUUUGGUAAUCGUGUACCACGUAAUGCACGGUAGUAUUUUCUGAGUCUAUUCCCAAGUCUAAGUAUGUUUAAAUUCAUUAUAUGCAAUGAAUUAUUAACCACAUAAAUCAUACGUCUAAGCCCAUUUUAUUCCUGUGUAAGCGGCUUGUAUCGCCUAGCGUGUAAACCAACCUAACAUAGACGUAUAUUGAUUGUAGUAAGUCUCAUGGUUUAUUAUUUAUUUUCCAGACAGGUCAAUUUAGCAAGAGAUCCCAGUCUGAUAACCUUUUUAACCCGCCCAUAAGUUUAGGUGGUUUGCAUCUGACACCGUGAAGUAUUUCAUUCAGAAAUUGGUAAGUAAAGGUUCUUAGAAUGUGAAUUUUAAAAACUAGGAACACUAAAUAGGCAUGUGUUUCAGUAGUCUGACCUAUGACCUAUCAGUUAAAUGUAAAAGUUUCCCAUAGGGACAAUAAACCAAAAUGACUUUCGCCACUGUGAUUUCGAAAAUAUGUCUUGAUUGAGAUAAAGUUGAUAUUGUAAAGAUUUUCACUGUAUGAUGUGGUUAUCAAUUGGUGAUCUUGGUGCUUGGUCAUCUAAGUCAUUAUUGGCCCAAAUCAUGACCAAGGCAUUCAUGUAGUUUAUCGUUAAUAGCAAGUGUAGGUUACAACAAGCUAUUUGAGUGUAUUUAUUCAGUCUUCUUCAACAUAAGCUUGUAGGUCCUUGGAAGAACUAUGGCCACCUUUAUGAAACAUCCAAACUACUUACGGUUAAUUGUAUGUCGAGUUAAACUGUCGCUCCACAUCAGACUAAAGUGGGCGAAACAAGAUUUUAACUUGCGAACCAAUGGUUGAAAGUUAACUGCUUUAACGAUUAAACUCUGCUUUAUGACACCGAAUUCCUCAAUACACAAACAUUUUUGGUUGAAAACUGACAACCUACGAAGGUCGUCCAUUUUCACAGGUUAUAUUUCUCAGGUGUAUAGCAAAAUGAUACAUACUACUCUCCGUUUGAUGGACAGUCAGACUUAUCUGUGUCAAAUAUGGUGCUAAUUAAUAAAAGACAAGCGAGAUUUUCGUAUGUGCCAAGAUUUUGUCAGUAAUUGAAGCACCAGGGAUGAUUAGACCUUCAAGAUGAUUAUUUCACUCACAACGGUCAAACUGGGCAUUGAUACUGACCAAUUUUAAAGUUUUUGUAUAUAGGAAGACUCCAAGGGUUAUUACUUUGUUACUCAAGGCAUUUAGUUGACUGCGUUCUUAGUAUUGAACAGGGCUGCUGUCUCCAUAUACUAGGUCGAUAAGAGAACCACCUGGUGAGAGAUCAUCGUACAAUCUAUUAUGGUCGCAGUUAAUUCUCAUCUUAGUACAUAGACAACAUAAAUUAUGUCUACAAUAAUUUAGUUCUGAACGUUAAGGUAUUUUUAAUGGUAAAGUUAUCCGUGUGAAUUUACGCUUAUUUGUGGUAAGUACAAUGUUCCUUCAUUCCGGUUGAGAUCAAGAUUAGUUUUGUCUAACAUCUGAUCAUAUUGUUUCUUCAAAUUAAUGGCUAUGCUCUGCUCUUAAAACCUCGCAACCCAUCGAAAAGUUCGUGUCCAAGUAAGCAACAUAAUGGUCCGUUCCACGUAAUCAUCAGGUUUAAUGUAGACAAAAUGUAACUGUUAUAUCCGAGUGAAGAUUAAUUUACGGGUAACUUCCGAGGACUAUUAAUGGACUAAUAUUCUUAUUGUAUAACUAUUCAAUAAUUAUUCUGUUAAGUCUAAUGGUGUCUUUGGACUUUAAAUGGACAUUUCCUAUUGGUCAAUAUUUAUUUCACUUGUCAAAUAUUGUACAAAUGUUGUUUUCUAUUUUAUGGUACGAUGUGGUCUGCUUGAUUGGUAUAUAAACAGAGUAUGUUUGAAAUACAUGAUUCGAUUCAUAUUGCGGAAGCUGGUAUUGUGUUUUGGACUCAAGUAGACGGGCUAGAAGGACCUAGGACCAAUAAGGCGCUAGACUGCUCACACCGGUUGAACGUUAUUGGUUGGCCUAGUGUGAAGAUUCGUAUAAGUCGUAUUCGGAUUGGUGGAUAAUUCGUGUGAUAGAAAAGCCAGACACCGAAGGCCAUAACAGUACCAGAAAUUUAUCCCAGUAUAUCAUAGCCCUUUCCUCAAAUGUUAACUAAUCCAUCUCUUAGCACUAAAUUUUCAAACAGAGUUUAAAGUAUGUUUACUAGCUAACAUAAUUUUCAUUGUUAAUUUAUUUUAAUGUUUUGACUCGUUCUAGAUAUGGGAUCUUCUGAAGCCAGCACACGUCGUCGAGUAAAGUUGUACAUGUUGAAUGAUGAACGACAAUGGGAUGAUAAGGGCACUGGUCACGUGUCAGCAUUGUAUACUGAGCAGGAGAACAUGGCCCUAGUAGUAAUUUCAGAGACAGAUGGGUCUUAUCUUCUUGAGUCAAAAAUACAGCCAGAUACAGCGUAUCAAAAGCAGCAAGAAACACUAAUUGUCUGGUCAGAAGGUGAAAAUAUGGAUUUAGCUCUAUCUUUCCAAGAAAAGGUUGGUUGUGAUGAUGUAUGGGAAAAAAUUUGUGCUGUACAGGGAAAGGAUCCAUCGGUAGAGAUUACUCAAGAGGUUGUUGACGAGUCAGAUGAUGUUGAUGACACAGAUGGGUAUACACCGACAAUGAUGCAAAGUAUUCAACCUCUUAGUCUUCCACCUUGUGAACUGAGCCGUCUUGAAGAAGUUGUUGAGCUAGUUAGUCAAGCUGUCGCAUCACCUCCGAAACGCGAGCGAUUGGUGGCCUUUUUAGAGUCAACUAAUUAUCUCCAUCAGUUAGUCGAUGUCUUUCACAAGGCAGAAGAUCUGGAAGAUAUGGAAUCGUUGCAUCAUCUUUACGAAAUAAUGCGACAACUUAUAUUGGUAAACAAACAUAGCCUUUAUGAAAGUUUAUUCGCUGAUGAUAUGCUGUUGGAUGUGAUUGGUAUUUUGGAAUACAAUCCUUCUGGGCGCACUAAACAUCGUGAUUUUCUCAGAAAUAAGGCUACUUUCAAAGAAGUUUUGCCUUUGCAUAAUACAGAUUUAGUGACAAAAAUACAUCAAACAUAUCGCGUUCAGUACAUACAAGACUGCUGUCUCCCACCUCCUUGUUUAUUCGACGAACACACUCUUUCCCAACUUAAAGCAUUUGUUUCUAUAAACAAGAUGGAGAUUAUUCGGGCUCUUCAAGAAGAUGAAGAGUUUAUGUGCCGACUUUUUACACGUUUGAAAGCGGCGGAUACAGACCUAACUCAUCGCAGAGACCUAUCGCUCUUUGUAAAGGAAUUUUGUAAUAUUUCCAUCCAAACAGAUCAGAAAGAAAGUUUUCUCAGUUGUUUACUUCAACAUGGAGCACUAAGAACAGCUGAAGUACUCCUCGCAAUUGAUGAUCGAGAUAUAAAGUCAGCGGCUCUCGAGAUUCUCCAGGCAUUUAUUGAGCACCAGCCCUCUGUUGUGCGUGAAUAUGUCUUCAGAGAAACUGCUCCGUUCCGAAAAGACGAUGAAUUACUCAUUAAUCUUAUGAUAAGUCAAUUACUCACUGAUCCAGAUCCAGACACUUUUUGUAGAACUUAGUGAUGCUUUCCUUUUGGGUUACAUGUUGCGCAUUCUUAUCGAUCCAGACAAUAUGAACAAUUCCGGUGUCCGUAGCGAAAAAACAGAUUUUCUCAGUUUUUUCUAUAAACGAUGCAUCAAUACACUUGUUCGUCCAUUAUUUGAUAAUACUUCAAAAGAUACACUGGAGAAGGAUGAUUAUCACACUGCAUUAGUUUUGAACCAUAUAAUUGAAUUGCUCACGUUCUGUAUUGAAACUCAUACAUACCACAUGAAGAAUUACUGCUUUAAUCGUGAUCUACUAAAACGUGUUCUCGUUUUAUUGCUAUCAUCUCAUAAAUUCCUUGUGUUAGCUGCUUUACGCCUUCUAAGACGUGUUGUCCAUAUGAAAGAAGAAUUUUAUAAUCGUUAUUUGAUCAAAAACAAUCUUUUUAAACCAGUUUUGAAGCUCUUCGUUUCCAACGGAUAUCGUUACAACCUGUUGGACUCAGCUAUUAUCGAACUUUUUGACUAUAUUCGCUCUGAAGAAAUAACUUCAUUAAUUACCCAUAUAAUAGAAAAUUAUUGGGAUAUUUUGAAAAAUAUAAAUUACGUACAAACGUUUACCGAUCUAAAACGAGCAUACGAUCACAGUCAUCGUUCAGUUAGGACUGUUGUUGGAACUGUGACCCAGCAAGCGACAUUAGAUGUGUAAGUUUUAUUUGUUUGAACUUGGUAGCAGUUUGUCUGCGUUAUUUCUUUUUGUUAUCAGUGGGAUUAUAAAGUGAGGGCACUUGUUGUACAAUUUCUUAAAGAAAUAUCCUAUAACUAUCAAUACAUAUACUGUCGGGUUGAAAUCAUUCAUUUAAAGAGGAGUAUCUACUUAUUUUCAAAAUUCAAAUAAGUCUUGAUUGUCGUAAAGUUAUUUGGUGUCGUUAACCUUCAUUAAUUAAUCUGGAUUGCUUUGUGAAAAGAUAUUUCUAAUGUUUCUUUUAUAAAAUGAACUCUAAUGGCUUCUAGUUCAUUUGAGUGUUAUUUACAACGAAAUUACCUCUAUUGUCAAUUUAAAUCUAACUUAUUUACCUAUCAACAAAGUAUGAGAUAUUAUUUAUGAUUGUUUAUAAUCUGACUCAGAUUUGAAUUUACGAUGCCCGUUAGAUCCUUCCGAAGUUAUUAAGUGUUUUGGAAUUGUAUUUACGACCGACGUUAUUUUCAUUCCGAAGAAAGAAAGUGUGGCAAUGGGUUCACCAGUUUCUCGAUUGUAGCGAAUUUACGCAUGCAUUCUCUAGAAACCAGUGCGACCACAAGAUGUGUAAAUCCCCAAAAGUCUGGUUAUGGUAUGCAGAUGACAUUUUCAUUAAACGGAAUGAUUUUGAAGAAUUGUUUGAAAAUGUAAGCAUCUCGGAGAGCAUCAAGGUAACAAAUGAAGUAGAGUCCAAUGACCACAAAUUAGCGUUUCUCGAUUGUUUGGUUGAGCGAAGUUACAAUAAUAAGUUGAAAAUAAAUGUAUUCAGGAAAUCAACACAUUCUUAGAGAUACUUAGAUUACGGUUCGGCUCAUGCGUAUUAUACAACGGUCACAGUUGUACAAAAUUUAAUUAAAGGAUUAUUAAUCUCGGUACAGAAAAGGAAGACCAACAGAUUGAAUUGAAUGUAAUUUUGUCUACACUUAAGGCCAACAAUUACCCCGGAAAGUGUUCAAAGAUGAUGAAAAUGAAAGGAAAAACUAAAUUAGGAAUAUACCGAAAGAUUGGAAGUCCACCGUGGUCAUCCCAUACCGUAGUGAAACAUUGGAAGAAAUGAAGAGGAUUCUAAACAAACAUGAUAUGAGUGUAUUUUCUGGCUAGUGACACCAUAAGACCAGCAUUAGUGAAAGUUAAGGAUAGAUUUCAUAAUGAAGAACAGAAUAUUGUCUAUGAGAUCAGCCGCGAUGAUUGUAAUGCAGCGUAUGUGGGAGAAACUUCAAAAUAAUUGAAUGUGAGGUUGAAGGAACACAAACAAUGUUUGGGAAAUUUUCCCAAAUCCUCGGUUGAUCUGAAGAAACUUGAAGUUAGAUUGGCGAUAGCGUUACAGGCUGGCUUCAGAACUUGUUGUAUCUGCAUCGAUCACAUAUUCACCAUUCGUCAGGUUCUAGAACACAGGCAUACUUAUCGGCGUCCGACAAUGGUGAUCUUUCUUGACUUAAAAGCAAAAUUUGACUCUGUGGACCGAGAGGUUCGGGGACAGUGUCUAUCGUUGAAAGGCGAUUCUUAGAAGUACAUAAACCUUGUUAAGGUUCUUUACUUGAACACUACCAACGAACUGUCAUCUGAUUUCGUAACCUCAAGUGCUGUCCGUCACGUAUGCCCACUAUCUCUAUUUCUGUUUAAUUUCAUCAUAGAUAUACUGAUGGAAACAGCGUUCUCGUCGACUGAAUUUUCGGGCAUUGACCUCCUGGAAGGAGGUCCACUUAUCGACUUAGAAUACGCAGAUGAUAUAGUCCUGUUUAGUGAAGACACUGAUAAAAUGCAGAGUGUUUUGGUAGCACUGGACAACAAUGCCAGAAUGUUCGGAGUGAGUUUCUCCCUCUCCAAAUGCAAGUUGUUGCUUCAGGACUGGUCUGUGUCAACACCUGAAAUAAGGAUAGGGAGUGAAGUAGUCGAACGCGUCGACAACUUCGCUCAUCUUGGAAGUCUGGUCAACCCUAAUGGGUUGGUGUCUGACGAAAUCUCUGGACGGAUUCGAAAAGCUCGUUUGGCUUUUGCCAACUUACGUCACCGAUGGCAAAGGCGAGGUAUCCGUUUGUCAAUUAAGGGACGAGUGUACUGUGCAGCAACCCGUUCUGUUCUACUUUACGUCUGCGAAGCGCAGUCAAUAAAAGUAGAAAAUGUUCGUGAUUUACUAGUAUUUGGUCACAGAUACCUUAGAAAUAUUGCCAGCAUUUGCUGGGAUCACCGGGUAAGUAAUAGUGAAGUUAGACACAGGGUAUUAGGGAACGAUGGUAAAUCAGUUGAUGAAGUUGUGAAUCUUCAUCGACUGAGAUGGUUGAGCCACGUAAAAGAAGCUUUUGCUCAAGUGGCUUCCGUAUCUAGUAACAUUCUGCAAUUCAUGUGUCCAUGUAGCCAUUUUGAUGUAUUUAACAUCACAGCGGGAAAUAUAAGUAAAUCAGAAUGAACUCGAGUCCUGAGUCUUUUAAAAUAUUUCACGUUUCCUAUUGAAUGAUUCCUAGAAGUCUCUUGAUCACCUCAGACUAGAGAAUUACAGAAUUUGGUCAUUCGUAAAGGAAAAGUGUGUCUACAGCCCAUUUUUCUGUGCUGUGUCUCUAAAUAUGAGACACUGUAUUUAAUGUUUAUAUCGAGACUGAGGUUAUUUAAUGAUUUUAAAAGAUGCUCAGGAGUGUUCAAGUACUUUAAGCCAUAGGCUGUAGUUAUUCUACUGUUACUACCGGUCUCAAGCGCAAGUAAAGGAGGAGAGUUGGGCAUCCAUCCCAUCCCGUAAAAAACAAUUUUCCUGAAAAAACGCUAACCAGAAUUAAUAAUAUAAACUACCUUGGGGGUUGAAGGAUCUUUCAGAACAAUUAUGAUGCCUCAUGGUGAAAGCUUAGAUUCUUCGGCAGUUAUGAGGCCGAUACUACUUCUAACAACCAGAGCAACAAUUAAUAUAGGUACACGGAACGUCUGGACAAUGUGGGAGACCGGGAGGACCGAUCAAAUAGCUGCGGAAAUGAGGAGAUACAACUUGCCGGUGCUCGGAUCCAGUGAAACCCAUUUAACCCAAAGUGGAUAGAAUAAUAGAUUUGGGAGUGAUCCUGCUGCACUCCUGUCACAAAGAAGAAAAUGUUGCUCAUACUCAGUGAGUUGCUCUAAUGCUGUUCAAAGAAGCACGUAAAGCGAUUAAUCAGGGGGAAAUUUCGUGGACCCAGGAUCACCAGAGCAUCUUUCAAAAUAAAGGAGGAAAUUAUAAUCAAUCCAGUGUUAUGCACCCACCAAUGAUAGCAACGACGGCAAUGAAGAUCAGUUCUGUGAGAGGCUGCAAUCAAUCAAAGCAAAUUGCCCAGGAAAAGACCUGACCAUCCUGAUGAGAGAUCUAAACAGAUUGGUGAUAAUUGUGAGUGGUAAAGUCAUAAUGUGGUGCUACUUAUAUUGAUAUAAGUAGUAUAUAACGCGAGUUAAAGAACGUAAUGUCUGGCAGCAGAAGAUGGGGGAAGAGCGAGAACACAAUGGAUUGAUGUUUGCAACGGCAACAGUCCGGUUUGAUAUGAUGGAAUGAUAUUUUACAAAUUAUCGAUUUACUAUUUGGUUUUUCUAUUUUACCAAGUAACUCUGUAAUUUUGUGCUAAAUACAUUCGGUUGUCCCCACCCAUGUUCUUGUUCACUACAAUAACAGCUACCACAUGGUAAAUGUCCAGUAACAAGUAAUUAGACGCCAUCUCUACCCAACCUGUUGUUUUCACACGCAUUGUUAUUCGUACUUAUUUACGCCUGUUGCUCCUCGUAGAGGGGCAUAGGUCACCCACCACCCACUCUUCUCUACCUGUCUCCGUCCUGGGCAAUCCUUCCCAGUUGUUAUUCAUCCUUACCAUGUCUUUCAGUUGUCGGCGAAAUCUGUUCUUUGGUCUUACUCUUUUCUGUUUCUCUUCAUGAUUCCAAGUUAGCAAUUGCUUCGUGAUGCAGUUUGGUGGCUUUCACAAUGGAUAUCCUAUCCACUUCCAACAUCUAAUUUCUUAAUCUGAAAGCUGGUUUUGCUCUCUCCUAUGGUAGGUUGUUGCUGAUGGUAUCCGGUCAACGGACAUUCAGUAUUUUGCGUAGGCAAUUGUUAUUCUGACAGAAAUUAAUUGGGAUAUUUUAGUAUCACAAUUAUAUAUUUGUUGGUUCUCAGUUCAUACGCACAUCGAUAGUUCACAAACAAUUCCAACUUUCAAUUUGUACUUUUAUUUUUACUUCAUAUAACGAAAAAUUAACACCCAAUAUCAACUUUCAGUAACUCAAACUUGCACACACAAUCAUUCAUGCAUUUAUCUCCACAUUGCGAACUUUUCACAUGAUCGGCACAUAACUGACUCAUGUUAUCCUACUUACAUGAUUGGAUAAUGAAAGUGAAAAAUUAUUCAUUGUUAAGCAUUAUAUAUUUGGUAGUUUUGGUUUUGAUUACCUUGAAGAGGUCUGGGCGAGAUUGCUGGACGAAACGUUGGGAUUAUGUAAUUUUCAGUCGCUGAGAUUAUUUCAAAUAUAAUUUUACAAGUAAUGUUAAAUCUCUGUAGUUUUUAUCACUUUCUUGAUGCUCGAUUGUUUACGUGUUUUUGUUAACUUGAUAAUUUAAGGCUUUCUUUGACUUCUACGCGUUUCCAACGUGAUGCACGUGCACUAGAGAUGGAAGAAGAACAAUGGUUUGAUCAGGAUGAAGAUGAGGAAGAGGAAGAAGAUGGAGAUAACCUAUUCCCACAACACUCGCCAACAUUGCUCAAUAGAACGACAAAUGCUUCUGCUAGUGCAAGUGAACCUACUGUUGGAAGUGGUUUGUCAAAUCUCCCUUCAUAUGGGCUACAUUCUGUAAUCACUACUUCGUCAGAUUUAUUGGGUAUUGUUACGUCUUCAGAUACGCAAUCUAGUUUGGUUUCUUUACCAUCCUCGGUCGCACCAAGCAAUUCUAGUCUUGAUUCAUGCGCUAGUGUUCUGCCUCAUCCACCCAGUUUUUCACCGAAAUCUGUAAUGGAUAAUUUAACUGACAAUUUAUGCAUACCUCCACGUUCGGGAUCUCUGUGCGAUAGACUUCGUGUACGUCCUCACACUGUUCUUUUGAAUGAUGAUAAUGAGUCUUCUGCAGCACGUCUUAAUUUUGGUCGUCAAACUCCUAUAGCGAUUCAUAUCAAAUCAUUGUGUAGAGAGAAAAUAGAAACAAUGAGUGAUGGAUUUGAAAUAAGUGGUCGAUUAAAUCCAUCUUUAUUAGCGUCAGAUACCAGUUUAUCAAGCGCCAGAAAUCCUAACCAUAUUGAUGAUAAUGAAUAUAAAGAAAAUGUAACCGGUUCGAAUUCAAGUGAUGCACAAAACUCAUCAGUAUCAAGUCCCAUUAUGUCUGAUAUUUCCCAUAAAAUAAAGCGAAAUCAUAUCGAUCCUCCUGUUGAAAAUGAGGACUGCAAUUUAGUCCAGGUAAAACGUUUGAAAAAAUCUAGACAGUCAAGUAACAAGUCAUCAUCCCAAGAUUUUCACCUACACAAAGAAACAGUUAUCUUGGAAAACAGCUACGCUGACAAACUUCCUCAUGAGACAAAUAAUACAAAAUCAUUUGAGGUGGGUUAAUUGUUUUAAUUUCUCAUCAGUGAGGUGUUUAAGCGAGUAGUUGCUUAUUUUAGAUUCGCUUUAUUAUAAUCAAGAAACUAUUUAUGUUAGUAAAAUACUUUUAAAUAUUCAUCAGUGCUUAAAAUUGCAUUUCAGUAUCCACAUACUUACGCCCAUUACUUCCAAUGGAGCAUAGGCCUCCGACCAGCAAGUAUCCACAUAUGUGUACAUAUUUAAUCCUGCUUUUAAAUCGAAAUUAUUGUAAUAAUAUGAAGCGAAUGAGUAUUAAUGUAAUCUACCAACAUCACUCAUUUUCAUCCUAAAUGUGCAUAAACUCUUUAUGUUAUCGGAUUAAAUGUGGUGGACUGAGUAAUAGUCAACAAACUAAAUUGAUGAGCUACAGAUUUCUAAUAAAUUUGUUUCGUUACUCUGUUUAUCGAAAGGGUUGAUUAAUAAUCUUAUUACAUACCUCAUACUCAGUAGAUGGGAUUUACACUGAAAUGAUAAAGCUGAACGAAACUAAAUUAAAACAUGUUACAAACGGUUAUUGUGAUCGAUUUUGUAUUAUUUAUUUCUAACACAAAAUUCUUGCAUUAUAGGCUUAAAGAUAUCUCCUACAUAAAAUAAAACGAAGAAACAAGGAACAUUAUGUGAUGAAUAGCAAGAGUUAGAAGUAUUAAAGAACUUUGGGCGCAACCCAAAUAUACUUUGUUCGACUCAAAGAAACAUUUUAAUUUCUAUGAAGAAUACAUUUAAAAAAUGAUCAUAGGAUCACUGGUUUAUUAUGUAGGCCAUUCAUUUCGAUUGACAUGGUUUGUAUAAAAUCUGGGAUUCUCCUUAGAUGUUUAAACCAAGCAGGUGAUUCUUUCAUAGAAUCAAUCUCUGGACCUAUGGUCUACAGUUUUGUUAUGUAGCAACAUACUGACUUAAAUCCACUUGGUAUUGCUUGCUUGUAUCUUCCUAUUGUUGUUAAGGACUGCAAUUUAUCAGUCUCAAAUAGGACGAAAGGCGCGUCCUGGAUUCCACUGCUAGCCACCGUCAAUCUUAACAUACUGACUAUUAUGAAUGACGAUAAGUUAACCAUAAAAUACAAAUCUUCUGUUUAACUAUAUAUAUUACAUUUACAAUUGAUUGAUCACUGCGUAGUGAUCAAUGUCAUGUAUGUCAGUUCCUUCCUAGUGCAGAUAGAUCUAAUCUCCAAAGUUGUAAUUUGGCCACUAGUCUAGGUGACUUGACAUUGCGUGCACCAUGUUGAGAUAAGAUGGUAUUUGGAGGUGGUCGAAAGGAAACCCUGGACCUAGGUUUAGUACUAUUUGGCACUCGUCAACAAGUUGUACCUGUGAUCUUGAGGGAACGGAUGCUCACUGGCUGAUGCGAUCCCUUAUCACCCAGCUUCGCAGUCAGAGACGUUACCACGUGGUCGAUAGGAUUCGAUCUGCACUAAGAAGGACCUGACACACAUGACAUCGAUGAACACCCAGUGAUCAAUCAAUUGUAAAUACAUAGUACAACUUAUUUCGCCGAGUCCUAGAACCAAUGCUUUGACUUCAAAGCUAUGAUUUUUAAACUCGAGCAUUCCCGUGGCGUGAAGGCAGUGAGUUAAACUUUGUAUGAGGGUAUGCCUCACUCUAUUGCACUUGAACAUUUGUGGAAUACACCGCAUUUUCAAUUUCCUCUGAUGUUUUAACUGGGACUGAUAUUGUUUAUCUAUUUUUUAUGAAUGCAUGGUAAAUAUAUAAAAUCUAUUAACACAUCGAAACCUCAUAGUAAGUCUAAAAAUCAUGUAUUUUAUUUUGAGUUGUUUGUGUCUAUUGUAUGUUUUUGAUUGGUGCAAUAAAUGACAUAAUCCCGGUAACAAUCAUAAAAGAGUAACAUCACAUGUUCUAUCAAUAAUUCAUUUGACCUAUGCUUGUAGGUUAUAGAAGCUGAUCCAUUGUCUCCUAUUGGUUUGGUGGAUUAUUCAGAUGAAGAAAGUGAGGAAGAGGAACAAAUAAAAGACGAAAAUGACCACAUUCAAUUUGAAGAAAAUCAAACAUCAAAUAAUGACGUUGAUGGGUCUCAUCACAACAUAUCGGAUGUUUCAUCCAGUCAAGUGGUGACAGAUGUAGUCUAAAAUUGUACAAAGUUGUUAAGCAUCCAUUCCUUACUUUUUACAAAAGUGAUGAGACGUCGAAAUGAACCAUUUCUGUGCCUUUGUCUUACAACUUAAGGGAAUAUUUUUUUAACAAAAGUGAUUUCAUCAAUUUUGUUAAAACCACCAACCAUCCAGGUUGAGAUGCUUAAGACAUUGGCUAUGCCAGUGGUUCUUCGUCAUUUCUCCUUUAAUUUCCAUCUUCAGUAAAUGCGCCAAACUUCUAAUUUUUCCUGUCUAUUACCCAGCGCGCAUUUUGUACAUAGAAACAUUGUAUUGAUUGACUGGGGGAUCUAAAAAUAAUUUUAUGUAGAGAAAUGUUUGUAUAACUAAUAGGCAUUUGCCUUUUGUAAAUGCGCUUUGUUUAAUAAUGUUUAUUGUAGACACCUCAAAUUGUUUCAGAAUUUUUUUCUCAAUCCGUCAAUUGAAAUGAAUAUAUCAUAACACAUGUCUUAAUACUUAAUUGAUAUGUGUAACGUCAGUCUGUGUUGAUAUGUUGAAUGGUCACUCGUUUGUUUUUCGCAUACGCCUUUCUGGUUCCGGAUAAUUUUUCAUGCGCCCGUUAUUUCGUAUUCGGUAAACAGUUGACUUACUCAAACGUUUUAUUUCCCGAUUGGUAAAAGAUUCUGAUUAUAAAUCUAUGAGGAACAUGACGUAUGGUGAAGCAAUGUAUUCGUUACCUAAAUCAACCAAUCUACCCUCCAUCUAUUUCGUCGUCACACUGCUCCGUAAACCACAUUCACGAAUUUUGAUUUACUCACGUGUCCGAAAUUUAAUUAUCUCAUGAUUACAUUUAGGAGUACUCUGACUACGCAUAUACAGGAUGCCUACGAUCAUAGACCAAUUAACUCCUGAUAGUUACAUACUUUUGAUAAAGCCGUCUGACUUGUGUACUGAGAUGACUGGCGUAGACUACAUUUGUGGUGUGUGCUAUUUAUACGUACAGUUAUAAUUAUUAUACAUCAGGUAUGGAAAGUAGGAUUCGUACUGACAGUAGAGGAAAAUGAAAAGAAGAGAAAACUGAAAACAACAGGAAUCGAAUGACGAUGAAGAUAGAAGAACUCAGCUACAACGUAGAACCAGACACACAUAUGCAUCGGUCCAAGUUGCCUCAACAAAAUGAACACCAAAUUCAUAAAAUUAGUUAAUUCAGAGGUGGUAAUAUAUAAAAGAAAGAUUGCAUAUAAGGAUAUAGUACAGGAAGAAAGAAUUGGUUCGUAGAAAGAAAGAUAUGAAGCGAUUUUAGUCUCUUAGUUUAAGGGAAGACAGAGAGUAUAUACACCGACGCCAUUGUGAUCGAUUCUGAGCCAUGUCACCAAGUCUCCAACCAUUGGUUACGAUAGUCACACGGACCCUAACCAAGUAGUCUGCAUCUCCCAACAUGGCUCAGACUAGAAGUUAGUGACUUCAAGCACUGAUGCAACGUUUUCGUUUGGCCGCCCCUAACUUUCUUCCAACCACCCCCAACACUAGCCCGACCGAAGCUGCUACCUUGACGCGGUGGUCGGGCUUGCCUAUUGUGAUGACCCAACCGAGCUAUAUUGGCUGGAACAUAUGUUCCUGUAGGUUCUACCAUGCCAGGCAGGUCUACUGGAGAACGGUAAGACUAGAAGCAGCAACUCAAGGUCUGUGGGCGAAGUCGUACUGCUGACUGUAGAGAGGUGUGACAGCAGUAAGGUGUUUCCCUCGGACAACCAGCAUGACAGCGAUGCUGCCUUCCCACAAGAAGGGGUGGGGUUAGAAAAGGUCGGCCCUAAAAAUGUCACACCUCACCUUACCUCACGGAUUUCCGUCUCCGGCGGUAAGGCCCUUUCAAGAACGGAGCUAACACGUAAAAACCUCCCACGAAAAGGCCGUGCGCGACCGGCCUCAAGCAGUUGUACGUCGUGGUAAUCGGUGUUCAGGCAUACGUAACACGUGGCUCAACCAUCUCAGUCGAUGAAGAUUCACAACUUCAUCAACUGAUUUACCAUCGUUCCCUAAUACCCUGUGUCUAACUUCACUAUUACUUACCCGGUGAUCCCAGCAAAUGCUGGCAAUAUUUCUAAGGUAUCUGUGACCAAAUACUAGUAAAUCACGAACAUUUUCUACUUUUAUUGACUGCGCUUCGCAGACGUAAAGUAGAACAGAACGGGUUGCUGCACAGUACACUCGUCCCUUAAUUGACAAACGGAUACCUCGCCUUUGCCAUCGGUGACGUAAGUUGGCAAAAGCCAAACGAGCUUUUCGAAUCCGUCCAGAGAUUUCGUCAGACACCAACCCAUUAGGGUUGACCAGACUUCCAAGAUGAGCGAAGUUGUCGACGCGUUCGACUACUUCACUCCCUAUCCUUAUUUCAGGUGUUGACACAGACCAGUCCUGAAGCAACAACUUGCAUUUGGAGAGGGAGAAACUCACUCCGAACAUUCUGGCAUUGUUGUCCAGUGCUACCAAAACACUCUGCAUUUUAUCAGUGUCUUCACUAAACAGGACUAUAUCAUCUGCGUAUUCUAAGUCGAUAAGUGGACCUCCUUCCAGGAGGUCAAUGCCCGAAAAUUCAGUCGACGAGAACGCUGUUUCCAUCAGUAUAUCUAUGAUGAAAUUAAACAGAAAUAGAGAUAGUGGGCAUACGUGACGGACAGCACUUGAGGUUACGAAAUCAGAUGACAGUUCGUUGGUAGUGUUCAAGUAAAGAACCUUAACAAGGUUUAUGUACUUCUAAGAAUCGCCUUUCAACGAUAGACACUGUCCCCGAACCUCUCGGUCCACAGAGUCAAAUUUUGCUUUUAAGUCAAGAAAGAUCACCAUUGUCGGACGCCGAUAAGUAUGCCUGUGUUCUAGAACCUGACGAAUGGUGAAUAUGUGAUCGAUGCAGAUACAACAAGUUCUGAAGCCAGCCUGUAACGCUAUCGCCAAUCUAACUUCAAGUUUCUUCAGAUCAACCGAGGAUUUGGGAAAAUUUCCCAAACAUUGUUUGUGUUCCUUCAACCUCACAUUCAAUUAUUUUGAAGUUUCUCCCACAUACGCUGCAUUACAAUCAUCGCGGCUGAUCUCAUAGACAAUAUUCUGUUCUUCAUUAUGAAAUCUAUCCUUAACUUUCACUAAUGCUGGUCUUAUGGUGUCACUAGCCAGAAAAUACACUCAUAUCAUGUUUGUUUAGAAUCCUCUUCAUUUCUUCCAAUGUUUCACUACGGUAUGGGAUGACCACGGUGGACUUCCAAUCUUUCGGUAUAUUCCCUAAUUUAGUUUUUCCUUUCAUUUUUCAUCAUCUUUGAACACUUUCCGGGGUAAUUGUUGGCCUUAAGUGUAGACAAAAUUACAUUCAAUUCAAUCUGUUGGUCUUCCUUUUCUGUACCGAGAUUAAUAAUCCUUUAAUUAAAUUUUGUACAACUGUGACCGUUGUAUAAUACGCAUGAGCCGAACCGUAAUCUAAGUAUCUCUAAGAAUGUGUUGAUUUCCUGAAUACAUUUAUUUUCAACUUAUUAUUGUAACUUCGCUCAACCAAACAAUCGAGAAACGCUAAUUUGUGGUCAUUGGACUCUACUUCAUUUGUUACCUUGAUGCUCUCCGAGAUGCUUACAUUUUCAAACAAUUCUUCAAAAUCAUUCCGUUUAAUGAAAAUGUCAUCUGCAUACCAUAACCAGACUUUUGGGGGAUUUACACAUCUUGUGGUCGCACUGGUUUCUAGAGAAUGCAUGCGUAAAUUCGCUACAAUCGAGAAACUGGUGAACCCAUUGCCACACUUUCUUUCUUCGGAAUGAAAAUAACGUCGGUCGUAAAUACAAUUCCAAAACACUUAAUAACUUCGGAAGGAUCUAACGGGCAUCGUAAAUUCAAAUCUGAGUCAGAUUAUAAACAAUCAUAAAUAAUAUCUCAUACUUUGUUGAUAGGUAAAUAAGUUAGAUUUAAAUUGACAAUAGAGGUAAUUUCGUUGUAAAUAACACUCAAAUGAACUAGAAGCCAUUAGAGUUCAUUUUAUAAAAGAAACAUUAGAAAUAUCUUUUCACAAAGCAAUCCAGAUUAAUUAAUGAAGGUUAACGACACCAAAUAACUUUACGACAAUCAAGACUUAUUUGAAUUUUGAAAAUAAGUAGAUACUCCUCUUUAAAUGAAUGAUUUCAACCCGACAGUAUAUGUAUUGAUAGUUAUAGGAUAUUUCUUUAAGAAAUUGUACAACAAGUGCCCUCACUUUAUAAUCCCACUGAUAACAAAAAGAAAUAACGCAGACAAACUGCUACCAAGUUCAAACAAAUAAAACUUACACAUCUAAUGUCGCUUGCUGGGUCACAGUUCCAACAACAGUCCUAACUGAACGAUGACUGUGAUCGUAUGCUCGUUUUAGAUCGGUAAACGUUUGUACGUAAUUUAUAUUUUUCAAAAUAUCCCAAUAAUUUUCUAUUAUAUGGGUAAUUAAUGAAGUUAUUUCUUCAGAGCGAAUAUAGUCAAAAAGUUCGAUAAUAGCUGAGUCCAACAGGUUGUAACGAUAUCCGUUGGAAACGAAGAGCUUCAAAACUGGUUUAAAAAGAUUGUUUUUGAUCAAAUAACGAUUAUAAAAUUCUUCUUUCAUAUGGACAACACGUCUUAGAAGGCGUAAAGCAGCUAAAAAUAGACAGCAGAUUAAUGCUGUGUAUGAGUGUACGUACUUAAAUAUGUUUCUGUUUUCUUUAAGCUACCUAGCUGGGUAUUAAAUUCACCAGCUACGAGUAUUUUGUCUCAGCGUUUAGCUUUCUGAAGUUCAGAUAGGUUUCUGUAAAAUUCAUCUUUCACUUUAUGUGAGCUGCAGUCGGUGGGAGCGUAGGCAGUGCUAUAACUUGUGUCUGCAGAUUAGAGGACAGCGUAUUAUCGAUCGGACCAAAGACGCGUAAACACGUAAGAACGGCCUGGAGUUCUGAUUGGUCCCGCUCCCCUCUCUAGCCCAGCCAUUUGAAUCCAGAACGCAAGUCUCAGCCUCUGAGAUAUGAAUCAUUAUAUUUCAAGCAUACUGAGUUUAUAUACCAAACAAACCGACCACAACGUACCAAUAAAGUAUGAAACAACAUUUGUACAAGAACUAGCCAGAUGUGGCUGUGAAUGAGGGAGGUAGUAAUCAAUAUACUGGCUAUAACUCAAGAAUGGUAAAACGUAUAAUAAUGGUUCAUAGGUCAAAAUAAAGCUCAUAAUAAGAGGGGCAUGAAUAUGAAUAGUUUAGUUACAUAAUAAUUAUACGAUAAAAAUAUGCUCAUAAUAUUGGUCCAUAAAUGGAUCCCAAAAAUUACGAUUCAUUAUUCUUAUCGGGAUACAACAGGCAGAAACGACAAAAAGGCAACGACGUGUGUCCCUAUCCUUCCUAGUUCCUACGGAGCCGUUUAGCCGAACAGCGCAUAAACGACUGUUAACGGGGAUCCACUCUAACAGUGCUUGUUCCGCCCUCAUGCUUAGUGCUAUGUCUACACCUGCCAGUCCACGAGAACUGGCCAUCGGGUCACCAGAUACACGGAGGGUGUAUCUCGUUGGCUCUCCGUUUUGCCGAGGUGAGGUCAAGUGAAUGACCACACUGGGAUCCUGUAUGCGUGUUUCGGAGACACAGCACACAUCAAUGGAAAGAAAUUCUAGGGUUCUAGCCAAGGAAGCCUGCUGACCGAUUUGACAUAGGGUGCGUACGUUGGAGGCUCCAAUGUGUAGUUUGGAGCGAGGUUUCAGUAGACCUGGGACAAUGUUUUGAGCACUAGAAUCGUUGGCUAUGGUGACAUUUGAGAAGGAAGCCGAAAGAGAAGGUUUAGCGUUGAAAGUCGAUGUAGGAGGAAUAACAGGAAUUGAAGAGGGAGGUUCAUUAUGAAUACAGUGGUCUUGAAUGCUGUUAGAGGUAUGAGGGCGGUUAUCACUUCCCGGUUGCCCACACCGAGGAAGGGUUCUUCUGGAGGUACCUGAAAAGGAAAUUGGAUUAGAGGUGGUUUUAGUGACCUGAGAGCGUGACCGCAGUGCCCAACGGACAACUGCUUGAGGUCAACCACACGCAACCAUUCUUGUUAGCUCCGUACUUGUUGAGACCUUAUCACCGAAGACGGACAUCCGUGGGGUAAGGCGGAGUGUGCAUUUUUUGGGUGGACUAUUUCUAACCCCACCCCUCCUCGUGGGAAAGCAACAUCGCUGUUAUGAUGGUUGUCCGGAGGAAACACCUUACUGCCGUCAUACCUCUUUACAGUCAGCAGUAUGACUUCGCCUUCGGACCUUGAGUUUGUUGCUUUUAGUUGUACCGCUCUUCAACCGACCUGUCUGACAUGGUAGGAUCUUGAGGAACGGUUGUUCCAGCCAGUAUAGCUCGAUUGGUUCAUUACGGCUGACAAGCGUGUCCAUCAACAUAAGGUGGCAGCAACAGUUUGAUUUUUAAGAAAAUUUAAAAUGUGUAAAUAGUGUAUUUAACGGAUUGUUUCCAUAUUCUACAAAGACAUAAUUUUACACAAUAAAAUUGAUCCUUCGUGGUCAGGUUUUCUUUCAGUGAAUACUGACCCCAACACAAUUCUCUAGUAUUUCGGGGAAGGAUGGUCGGCUGAAUAUUGGUUAGACUCAAAAUACUUGUCAUGAAAUGCGUGAUUUUUGCUAUGCUGCGCGUUCAGAGCCAGUUGUAGUACUGUCUCAUACGUUUCUGUGUGGUAGUCAAAGUUGCUGACUACUUUUGUUUCGCACUCAAACAUAUAGCUCAGAAAAGUAGACGUGAAAACCUACAUUCUAUUACUACGGAUGGUCACGUCGCCCGCUUUAGGAAAUAGAAGGGACGUUACCUUUUAGAUGGACUUUAUCAGUUAGCAGUCAACAUAUUUUUAUGUAAUUAAUGCUUUGAGAAGUAGAGCUAAUCGGGAAAUCUUUCGUUUCUUAGAAAAUCCUGUGAAUAAAAAUAAGUUAUUCUGUUACAAAUUCCGGAUAACUAGAUUUUGAUUACGAUAGGUUAGUUGUGUCAAAGUAGAAAAGAAACCACGUAGUUUCAUAAUGUAUAGUGUAUUCUUAUUCAAUGUGUACAGAUUUUGUUCCGUUCAAUGUUUACACAUUUUAGAUACUUUAGACACACUGCACUGACAAAGUACUUAACGACAAGCACAGGUACGUGAUGGUGUUUAAUCAGUAAAAAGUACAAUCUAAUAAACUGUACAGACGUUUUUUUUAAAAUAGAAAACAACCUCAUUAUCAAUUAAAUGAGUAAUAAGUAAAAACAAAAUUUUCAGUAUUUCUCUCGAUUUAGUUGAAUGUGUCCUCUAUACCCAGGAAAAGUUGGAUUGUACAUGAUUGAUCGUUCAUAAAUUUGUGUUCGUAAUAUCUCAGCUCGUUUCUAGAACAAAAUAGAAAAACUAAGUAAAUCAAAUAAUAGAAAUUGCGUUAAAAUAUUCUAGGAUAUGCUACUACUCAAUGGGACCGCUAACGAUGAAUCCUUGAUCUCCGCUGUUAAGAUAACUUACACGUUCAAUACUAGAAUUCGAAACGGCCCUUGUUCUUUUUUAUAAGUAGUCAAUCAGAACAAGGGAAAUAGCCAGUUAUUAAAUCAUAAAUUGCGUGGUUAUGAAAGUGAAAUGAUCACUAACAUAGGAUUUACGUCACUUGAUAAAAAAAAAUUCCAGUAGAUUAUACAGAAUAAUGACCCAACUAUUCGUUUCGCUCUGUGGUGUUGAAUACCUUCAAGGGAUUUUCCAAAAGAAAACCGCUCAUUAACUUCGACUUUUCAAUACAAAGUAGACUAUUUACAAUUUAAAAAACUUAGUGUUCGUGAAUGUCUAUUUCAAAAGGAUAAUUUACAUGUAGAACAAUUGUCAUAACUCUCGGUUUUCUUCGUAUACACAAAUGGGGCGUUAAUUUACCUCAGAAGAAUAUCUACACUAGAUACCUUCCCAAUGUCUAUUCUACAGGACUUUAACACAACUCGUGUCAAGAACAUGUGACUAGAACGUAAGUGUAUUUUCACAACAAAAACCGACAACACAAUAAUAAUUAUAAGGGUAGAAGAAUAUAUGACUCAUCUAACACCUGUCGGACUAUCUACUAGUCUGACUACGCAAACAACCAAUCAUUCUCGCCCACACAUCAGCAAUAGACUCAUCCUAUCUCGUUUUUGUUGUUCAGAGUACAUCUCCAAAAAUCCUUGUAAAGAAGGCUCUUCAACUGUCCUACUAUUUUACUUUUUCUCAUCGAAUUUUCUAUUUCCCCGCAGUUUUCUUACAUUUAUUAGAUUAGCAACUAUUCCGAUCAGUAAGCGUAAAAGAUCAUAAUUAACGGAGGAGCUUGAUUGUCACAUUGGUUUUACAUCAUCCUUGAAGUCUUCGCAGCCAUUGUUGAAAUCCCUGAUCUACUUGGGAAGUUCUUUUUAAUGCGUCAUCUCCAUUAAUAUAUUUUAAUAAGUCGUGAAUUACUUAAAAGCUUCACCAAAGACCCUGAAGUUUUGGGCAUUUGUUGAGCGGAUCAUUAAUGAAUGGGUUGAUCGUAUAACUUGAAGAAAGAAAGCAAUUCAGCGAAGAAAAAAUGUACAGAGGACACGAUCGAUAUCGAACUUUAUAAGCUACGUCAGAUAUUGAUCAACAAUGAAUAUCCAUUGAAUAUAGGUAUCAUUACCAAGGUUUGACUUGACAAUUUCGAAUAAAUUGAGCAUUGGGUAGAUUGAUGUAAAUAAACUAAUAUAUUUGUAAUAUCCCAAAGAGUAGAAAAAUUAAAUUUUCUGAUGUUUCGUGACUCAGUGUGAGCCACUUCUUCAGAGAAUAAAUAACCAAAUCAAAAUUAAUUUUGACUCGGUUAUUUAUUUACUUAUUGAAUGCCAUUAAGAAAAACCUGAAACCGAAACAACGACGUGAGUGUCCAUAACACUAAAGGAGAUUCUCUUCAUAAAUAUCCAAUUUAAGGGAGGUAAUACAACAAAAAUUCUGAAAGACAGACUUUCGAGAUCUCUGAGAAAAAUAUUCUAUUCGACUGAACUUUGUAUUAUCUUUUCUAGUCGGCCUAUGAUUCGAAGUUGUUGAAGGAUAAGCUCACACUUUGGGCCAAAUCAGUGUGCAUUUAUCAGUUUACUUGUCAACGUGGAGCAGAUUAUGUUGGCCACAAAAAACGAGCUUCUUCGAAACGCAUCUCCGAACGUCAUCCUGUUUGGUUUUCUAAAUGAUUGCAGAAGUCAUUUAGAAGCUCAAUUUUGGAACAUCUAGCUAGUUUUGGCCACUCCCCUUUACCAAAAGCUUUCAAAAUCAUAUAGUCAGAAAAGUCGGCUCAAUAGGAACGCAAAUGAAAAACUUAUGUAGAGCAGAGGUUAGUGCUAAGCCUAACCUUUGCGUACAAAAACAGUAUAUUCAGUCCCUCACUCUUCCAUGGUCAUAAUCGGCCUUUCUUUCAUAAUCGAUCGUUUUUUAUUCCAUUAUUUCUACUCCUAAUUAUUUUCACAACUAUUAAUCAGUAACUAUUACAACUCUCAAUUAUGUUGUUUUUAAUAGUCAUCACGUGGACAGUUAUCUUCACCUUACGUAACUUCCUUCCAAUAUCUGAUUUUAAUUGAUGACAAGACACCAUUUCAAGUUUUUAAAUAUUCCAUUUGAAUAUAGACUACUAUUUUAGCAAAUAAAAUUAACUUUAAGCACGAUUGUACAGCUUAAGUAAACGAAAUCGUCGAAAAAAGUUUUCGCUGAACGGCCUUUCUUCUUCUUCAAUGAUCGUAUAACUGUUACACCUAGUACUUGGACGCUAGAAACUGACCUUCUAACUGCCUCGUUUCCUGAGAAUUCUCGUACACUUGAACGCCGAAUAAAAGACAAAAAGCGAGAAACAUACUAAAUUUAGUACCAAGGUGUGUAAUUAUCUGUUGUUUUUCUGGAAAUGUCUGUCCAAUAUCCGCUUACUGAAUUUUUUAGCCUAUUCCUUAGCUUUUGAAGACUUUUGAGGGCUCUUAACAAAAGCAUAUUAGAUAUAUAUUUCUAACAGUUUUGGCAAUUAUAUUUUAGUGAAGUUAUGAGCUAAAUAGAAUAAUGGAAAAAAGGUAUAAGAUCAAAACAAAUGAAUAUCAGAAUAUUUAUUUUAUGAGGAUUGACUUGUCUCAAUCAGUAAACCUUCGGAGACAACGAUGGCCGAACACAGUCGUCUAACAUCAUCGGCUCACAGUUGCCCAUUGUCGCGAGGAUAGAGUCGAGGUGCUCUUACCAAUGCAUUGUAAACGCAAUCUUUUGAAGUCAGACUAACAUCACGAAGGCGUCAAAGAUGGCAUACGCCGCUCUGGCUUUGAUUAAUGUACGCUGAUCUCAUUUAACUCACUACCAACACACACAAAUAACCUGAUAGACGCGCUUCUUUACUUCUAACGGUCCACUUCUGAGUGAGUGCUGGUAUGCACUCAUGACAAUCUUAUAAAAGUACUUUGCAACUAGGUCCAAUUUGCCGUCCUAAAGGAAACAGAUCGACAACUAAUUAAGUGCCACUUUUAUAGUUAGUGUACGAUUGAACAGGACUGCAGUUUCAUCCAUAUACUCAAGAUCGAUAAAAUCCACACCAAUAUUACCUAAAUCCAUCAGAGCUGUUUUUAGAACGUUAUCGAUGAUACAGGUGGAGAACAAUGGUGGAAUCAGAUAACCCCACCGCAUGAAUGGAAUAAUGGACAGAGUUGGUUGCAUACCCUCAUUCUGCAUAAGGUGUUUGUGUACAGAACCUUCAAGAUAUUAGCAAAUUCUGCAGAAACACCCUACUUCAGAAUAAUACUAGACAAAGUCCAUUCCAACGAACUGAAGGCGUCUCUGAUAUCAAGAAUAACAACUAUUGUUAACCUGCAAUGAAUGUGGCGGUGCUCUUAAAUUUGACAGAGUGAAAAUACGAUCGAUAUACCCAUGGGCCUGAGCCUAUCGCGAUAAACCUAGGCCAUAAAGAUGAAUUCAUCGUUUUAUAUAAAAACAGUGCCACAUACGUAUCAUAUUGAAGAAUAACUCGUUUUAUAUAAAACAGUUAACUGGGAUAUCGAGUUCUGACCAAAUAUUUACUAAUAACUUUUAGUUUUAAUCAGGACAGUAAUAAAUGAAAGACUUCAGUUACUUGACUGUUUCCAGAAGCUUUAUGACGAUGUACUGAACUGUUGAGAAAAUAACCGCUAAAACAAGAUAUCUCAACUUGACUGUGUUAAAAAGUAUAAAUAAUUUGUAUCAAGUGACGGAAAUUUAUCUCAAGAGAUGAUAACUAAGAAGUGAACGGUUCAGAAAAUUUUUAUCAGACUUUUAUUACAAACAUGUGUUGAAAAUUUCAUAUUGUACUAAACAUUUAAUGUUGAAUAAACUGAUCAUAAUUAUUAAGGCUCUGGAUAGUCUGACUGAAAUUCUGCCGUAACCCCAUAGGUCCAUUCAUUUUUAAUCGUGCUAGAAAUCUUCAACAUAUCUUUCAAUUAUGUCCCGUAUGUUUGUCAUACUAUCCUUUUCUACUUUACAUGGAUUGUUUUUUACUGUGUUAUCUAUCAUGAACUGUGUAUAUAUGAGAAUUGAAUUGAGGCAUUUUUUAGAGCAGACAUUCUUCUGCCACGUUACUACUAUAGUAUACUUGAU